GCGGGGACGGGCGCAGAGCGGGGCUGCCCGGAGCGCGGCGUGGCCGCUGCCGCCGGAGGACAGCGAAACGCACGUAUCGUGAUGACUACCCUGCUACUCACUGAACAAGUAACGCAAGAGGACCAUGGCUUGGAGGGAAACUAUGUCCUCUACGGAUCCUCUUGUGCCCAAAUCACUGAGGAAGCCGAAUACGUGAAAAAGGAGCUUCCUCAAGUCUCAGGCAAUAAAGUGGAGUCAAAGAGCCAUGGCUGGAGCUGGAGCCGCAGCCCCGUCGUGACAACGAUGAAGGAAACAGAAGAGCAGCUGCUGCUGGUCAGCAGGGAAAACCAACUGCUGAAGAUCAAGCUGGAGGCCAUGAGAGAAGCAGGUGUACAGGCUCUCAGUUCUGCCUCCCAGAAACUGUUUGAGAAUUACCAGACUCUGUCAGAAGAACUUAAGAAAAGUCAUGAGAAUGAGAAAAACCAAAUACAGGCUUACAAUCUCCAAGAAGAAGAAAAGCUCCAGCAAAGCUCAGAAACCACCAGCUGCCUUGCUGAAGGCGUCAAGGAAAAAUGGACCCACAUCGCAGAGCUGGAGAGGUGCGUGCAGAGGAUGGAGGAGGAAAAGAAAACCCUGACAGAGAAGAAAAUGUCAUUUGAGAAGAUGCUUCAACAGAUGAUGGCAAGGAACGAAGACAGCAAAUGGUGCCUGGAUCUCCAGAGGCACAUCUCCACCCUGCAGCAGCAGAUCUGCCACCUGCAGCACCUGAUCCAGGCACAGCACCACAGCCUGCGCAGAGUGAUACAGGAGGCAGAGGAACUGAACACCACACUCAGAAGCCAAGAUAAAAAAACAGAAAACCUGACAGAGAAGCUGACUGCACUGGAAGCACAGAAUAAAGAAUUAAAAGACAGAGUGGCAUUCUGGUGUGGCCAGCCCAAGGCUAACAUUUCAAAAGCUGCCUGGACAAACACCCCACGAGACUUUGGAGCAUCCCCUUAGCUAAUGCUCACCAGGUUAAGGAAGCAAGAGAGCUAAAGGAAUGACUGGACACUUGUCUCCUACCUUCAUCAGGACUUUUUCUGCAUGUUGGAGCCUGCAAUUGCUACGUCCUCUUUGUUACUGCAAAGCACCUUUGGCACCUGCUGCCUCUCUAUGGAAGGUGAUGCAGAAGUGGGGCUGCAGGUGAAAGAAUAAACCUGGAAACAAGGCAAGAGAGGUGGUGAGCUCGUGGAUGCCUGCACAGCCCAAAGGCAGCCCCAGCCAUACCUGAGAGAUGCCAGAGCAGCUCUGUGCCUGCCCCGGUGCAGGCACCCACCUGCUUAAUGCUGGGGUGAGCCAGGUUGGGUGGUGGCAGGUGCUGUGGGAGGGGGUAGUGCCAUAUGCUGCCUGUGGGGUUACACUUUGUCACCAUUUAAGAGAGUGAGCUUUAUAAAUUGUACCAUUUCCCUGGCAAGUGUUUGGUCCUUUUCUGUCCCUCUCAGGAGAAACCUGAAGUCAGGGUGCCAAUGCUGGGGUGCCAUGGGGCAGGCUGGGUGCUGGUGCACAGCAA
Falco peregrinus (peregrine falcon) is the source of this 1531-nucleotide messenger RNA. It is a transcript of the gene CCDC68, whose product is annotated as coiled-coil domain containing 68. NCBI's taxonomy places the organism in Eukaryota, Metazoa, Chordata, Aves, Falconiformes, Falconidae. Gene Ontology annotation, cellular component: intracellular anatomical structure. The record is from RefSeq and is a predicted model, not a curated record. The transcript is spliced from 10 exons. Bases 82 to 981 code for a protein of 299 amino acids. Gene Ontology annotation, biological process: intracellular signal transduction.